UCAUUUGGAAAACAGGGUGAAAGUGCUAUCACAUCGGUAAGCCCAAUACAGUAUUGUGAAACGAUCUCUGAAGAAAUAUAUCGUCUGUAUUUGGCAUCGAAUUUUUGAUUCUGUUGUUCCGCUAUGAGUGCGUUUUUGGUGAGACUGGAUUGUGGGCUUCGAGACCUUCGAUACAUGGAAUUGGAGCGACAUUUCGCUCCAAAUGGUGGCUCACAGAGAUGCGAAAAAAAUCAGAAGAAGACCAUUUCGUGUUAUUUCGAACUGUACGGAGAAUAUGGCGUCGAUGAGAGGAAGCGCCUUCGGUUGCAUGUACACAAAGAGGAAAAUGGGGUGAAACUUGGAGCUGCUUGCAAAAGGCGUAGCCGAAAAGUAGAGAAAAUAUUCUCGAUCGAGGAGCAUCACAGCGGAGCAUUUGUGCUAUCCGCUGUUGAAACGCUGAAAAGUCACUUUGAUAUGAUGCUGUGUCUGAAUGAAAACUUUCUGCCUCUUGAACAGAAAUCUGUGUAUAUUUUGAGACAUGGAGACAUAAUUGAGGGCAGGUUCCCCAAAAUUCCUUGCUUCAAGAUCAUGUUCCUCCUCAGUAAUGACGUACGAAUGAAAGAGCCUCAGAAAUCUCUGCUGCUGAUGUGUCCCGAGCAUGUUCUCAAGAAUAUUUUCAAGUUUCUGACACCAUGGGAAAUCAUGGAGAAUGUCGUUCCCGUUUGUCGGCAAUUUUCCCAGCUGAUGAUGGGUGGAAACAUUUGGACUCAGUUCGAGUUCCUUGUUACUGAUGCAUUUAUUAGCUUGCCAUUUGGGCACAUGGCUGACUUCUUCAAAAUUUCAUCCCGGUAUGUUCAGAAGCUUACCGUAGAGUUCAGCUUGGAGGAGGAACUUGUGGAAGAUCACGUGCCGUUUCAAAUUUGGCUACCAUUUUUCAAACAUGAUUGGAGUAAACUGAAGAUCCUGGAAAUUGAAACUUUUGACGCCGAUUUUUUUAUUAAGGAUAUACGGCCCGAAUUCUUGAUGGGAUGUAGCAAGACGUUUACGCACCUGGAGACACUUUCUGUGCGUUGUCUCAGUUUUGGUAACGAGCUUCUUCAUCAUGCUGAAUCUAGCCGCAUCGUGUUCCCCAAGUGUCGUGAAGUUUUUCUAAGGUGUUCCUUGGAGAAAAUUAAUCGUGUGAACAUGAGACUGGCUUUUCCCAGGCGAGUGCAAUUGGAGAAAUUGCAUCUAAAUCACGCCGAUGCUCGUAAUAAAUUCUUCACGUUCGUUGACGUGACUCGCCCGAAUCCAACCAUCCGGGAAUUUCCCGUCUUCCUCCGUUCUGGUGUACUUUCAAGUCUCCAUGCUUACCAGUUGCCUGUGAAAUUGGACGCCAAAGGCUGGCAACUGGCUCAGAAAAUGGGGGUGUUUUCGAACCUCAAAUCCCUGGGUCUGAAUGGAAACCUUUUCGACGAAAUGCCAUCAACAGUUGACAAGGAUAAAAUAUUCUUCCCAAAGUUAAAAUCGCUGUGGAUGGAAGAGGCAUCGCCAAUCAAAUCCGUGCAUCAUGUAUUAUUGAUGCCAUCAUUGGAGAAGCUUUGGAUCAGGAAUGUCCCGGAAGAAUCUGUGAAACCCACCCAAAGAGUGCUUCGAUCACUGAAUAUCUUCAAUACGGCCUCCGAAGAAUGGUUUGAAAAAAUUAAAUGCAUCGCAGCUGACCUCUGGGAGACAUCCAUUCCUUAUUCAAGAAUGAGCAACCUGGAAUGUGCGGCAAUCUUUUUUCUGCACAAGGCUGUCAAUAAAGACCCGGGAAACAUCUUCAAAGAACUGCAAUGCUGCUCCAAGCUCAGAGGAUUGAUUCUGAAUCUACCGGAUGACCUCCAGUUGGAAACCGUGGGCCAACUAUCUCAACCAUUGGAGUUCAUUGCAUUUCCUGGGACCAAUCUUUCGAGGUCAUGGGAUGCAUUUCGUUUUAUUUUUACUGAGUGUAAGGAUUCGCUGGAGGAUCUGUGGAUUCAAGUUUCCGACGCAAAGGUCGCAAAACUUAUCGUUUUCACGAUGAGCGCGUUUCUGGUGAGACUCGAUUAUGGUCUUCGCGAUCCCCGAUACAUGGAACUGGAGCGAAGUGGUCCGAUUGACGGGUAUUCAAAGGGAUACGAGAAGAAUCCGAGGAAAACCGUCGCAUGUUAUUUUGAACGCUCGGAAAGAGAGGGAAUUAAUGCGAGAACGAGAUUUCGGCUGCAUGUUCACAAACAGGUAAAUGGGGCAAAACUUGGAACACCCUGUACGAAGCAACUUAGCUUGGAGAAAAUCUUCUUCAUUGAAGAGGAUUCAAGUGGAUCAUUCGUACUAACCCCGGUUCCAACACUGGAACAUCGCUUCAACUUCUUGAUAUGCAUCAAUGGUGAUGUUCUGGAUGUUGAUGUGAAACCCGUGUGUGUUUUAAAGCAUGGAGACGUCAUCGAGGGCAUGUUCCCUACAAUUCCUUGCUUUCGGUUCGUGUUCUUCCUGAGUGAUGAGCGUCACCACGAAGAGCGAUCCCAUCAGCAUUCGCCUCUCCUUUCGUGUCCUAGACGCGUUCUUGAAAAUAUCAUGAAGUAUUUGACUCCAUUUGAAGCGAUGACGAACGUUGUCCCAGUUUGUCGGGAGUUUUUUAUGACCAUGAGGAACGGAAGGAUUUGGACUCAUCUCGAAUUCCGUGUUCUAUUUGGGGUCACAAGUGUUCCAUUUGGACACAUGCUCGACUUCUGCAAAGUCGUUUCUGGGUAUGUUCGGAAGGUAUCAGUGGACUUCAAAGUGGACCCGAAGUUUCAAACAAUUCCGUCGCAGGAUAUGUUGCGAUCGUUUUUUAAACACUACGGUUGGCGAAAACUGGAAGUGUUGGAUAUUGCCUCUAUGGAGUCCAACAAGGAUGUGUGGGUCGAAUUUAUGUUCAGAAGUGGAAAAUCGCUGACGCAGUUGAAGACGCUGGCAGUGCGUGAUCUAGCCCUGGGGAACUUGCUGCUGAAAAUGCCGAGAAUUGCCAAGUUUAUGCUUCCCAAUUGUCGAGAAGUCACUCUGUGGUGUGAAAUGGAACUUAUGUAUUUUCCAUUUGUGGACUUGACACCGUGUUUUCCCGGGAUGAAGAAACUGAACCUCAAUCACGCUUUGAUACAAAGUGACUUGUUUUCAGCCAUCAAUGAGGGACAACCCUUUGUUUCACAUCCUUUCGUUCCGGCGUUUCCUCACUUCAUUGGUUCUGGUUUGCUUUCAAGUUUGCAUGCCUACAUGUUGCCAGUGAAAUUGGAUGCAGAUGAUUGGGAACUGGCUCAAAAUAUGGGGAUUUUUGAAAAUCUUGAAUCUCUGAGCUUGAAUGGAUAUCUUUUCCGUCACAUCCCAGCUGUUCGUAAUGGAAAUGCUUUCUUACCGAAGAUGAAAUCAUUAUGGCUGGAAGAAGCUUCACCCAUGAAACUCGUUCAUCAUCUGCUGCUGAUGCCAUCAUUGGAAAAGCUAUGGAUUAGGAAUGUUCACAGAACAUCAUUUGCUGGACAUUCCCAACGAGUGCUACGAGCGUUUCGUGCUUUCAAUCACUGCUCAGAGGAAUGGCUUUCAAAUCUGAAAUGCAUCGCUGUUGACCUGUGGGAGACUUCAAUUCCGUAUUCAAAGAUGGUCAACCUGGAAUGCGUGGGAUUAUUUUUCAAAGACAAAGCUUUCAAUAAAAACCCAGGAAGCGUCUUCGAAGAACUACAAUGCUGUUCGAAGCUCAGAGGAUUGAUUCUCACCUUACCCGAUGAUCUCCAUUUUGAUACUCUUCGCAAAUGGUCUCAACCCUUGGAGUUCAUUGCAUUUCCUGGUACCAAACCCUGCCGUGCCCUGUCUGCAUUGCUUUGUAUGACUCAGGUGCAGAAUUCGCUGGAGGAUCUGUGGAUCGAGGUGUAUAAUUCGAAGGCUUACGUGGGAUGCACUUGGGGGAUCGAAAAUAUUGGAUACGUGUUCAUGGUCGGGAAAGCGAUGAAUGCUUUCGGGUCCGGGUUUUCCGGAUUGAUCGUGGAAUACACGGGUAGAAUCCCGGUGUUCCUUGCUGCAUUUUUGUUGAAUGUUGCGACACUGGCGUAUCUUCUGAUUUGGGAACCCACCAUGGACGAACACUACGUACUGUUCAUCAUGUCAGGAGCUUACAUGCUCGCUGAUUCUGUGUGGCAGACACAGAUCAAUGGGCUCCACGGAUUGCUUUUUCAUGAAAACGUGGAAGCAGCAUUUAGUGCGUACAAAGUGUUCGAGAGUCUUGGGUUCAUCAUCGCGUAUUUUUUCAGCAAGCAUUUGUGCGUCCGUAUAAAGUUGUACGCACUCGUGUUCAUUCUCACGCUCGGUAUGGUUUGUUACGGCGUUUUGGAAUCUCGAGAGCGGAAGCGAGAAGUCAUUGCGAAAUCUUGAAGUAAAAACGUAUUCCUUUUUGGGAAUUUUGAAAAAAGGCGGAACUGAGG
This is a messenger RNA of Notodromas monacha, 4424 nucleotides long. Lineage: Eukaryota; Metazoa; Arthropoda; Ostracoda; Podocopida; Cyprididae. The record is from the annotation of a GenBank genome assembly.